GAAGUAUGUAGUACUGAAGACCCAGAUGAAGUUGAAAUUUUAAGUUUGGUGAGAGAACAAAUUCCACGCUAUCGUCUACGAGCUGAUACAAUCACUGACUUCACUGGCUAUAAACAUACAGAUUUCAUUCAAACAAACACUGUGUCGUUUGAUGAAGACACAGAUCUUAGUCCAGAGCAGAUAGGCGAAUCUUUAAAAUAUUUUGGUAAGUAUACUGUUUACUGA
This is a messenger RNA of Lymnaea stagnalis (great pond snail), 225 nucleotides long. The record is from the annotation of a GenBank genome assembly. NCBI's taxonomy places the organism in Eukaryota, Metazoa, Mollusca, Gastropoda, Lymnaeidae.